AGGAUCUUGAAAUUCAUGGCCAACCAGUCCAGAAUCGCAUUCGGUCCCCAAAGAAAAGACACAAUCCGCACAUAGUAUCGCACACAAACCGUUUGUCCUUCUGUCAUAAUUUCGAUAUCUGCAGAACCCACCUAUGCUUCCAACAUCGAUUCGAUGAUAACGACUUGUGCAACACGUCUUAAUAGCUCGUACAAUUGUCCUCCGCAAUGAGCGAUCACUGAUAACAACCCCGACGUCAAGAUGGAGCUACCGGAGAGUCAGAACUCGAGGGAUGCGCGGAUUGAGAAGCUGUGGAAAGAGCUGGAUCCGCAGGAUAAAGGAGAGCUGGAUCUCAAUGGCCUGAAGAAGGGCCUGACUCGCAUUGAUCAUCCUUUGAAAAAUGCAAAUGACAUGCUCAAAGACGUUAUCAAAGCGAUGGACAAGAAUGGAGACGAAGUGAUACAGUAUGAGGAAUUUCGCAUUUUCGUCGAGAGAACGGAGAAGGAACUGCUCUCACUGUUCCAUUCUAUCGAUAGGGAUCAAGAUGGGAAGCUGAAUAAGGGCGAGCUGAGAAAUGCAUUCAGAACAGCUGGCCUGGCAGUUCCAAAUUCCAAGCUUGACCAGUUCUUCAGCGAGGUCGACCAAAACCACGAUGGCUACAUCAGUUUUGCGGAAUGGAGAGAUUUCUUGCUCUUCUUACCCACACAAAAUUCUCCUGGGCUGACGGCUGUCAUGUCCUACUACUCAUCUGCUGUCACAUUAAACGCCGAAGGCGAUACCUCAAUCAGCGAGGAGACGCUGGAAGGCCUAGGUAUGGAAUCACAAUCUCGAUUUUCGUCCCUGUCAGUCUUGUUUGGCGCCAUAAUCAAAAUCGCGGAUCCUUCACCAAAAGCCAAUCGAAAUUCGCCCACCGACUCUGCACUAGCACGACCAGAACCAGACAUUUCGCUAGAAUCUUCUGCUGUUGGGUAUCAGACGCCGAUUACCGAACGAACUCGACCUGCUGACAAGGCUAUGAACUUGGAACUCGAAACAACAGAUGAAGAAGAGGAUGAAGUUUCGGAGGAUGUUGCGCCUGUGAAGAAACUAUUGCUGACGGACAUUCUGCCCGAUCCAGGCUAUUUUGCAGCAGGCGCAGUUGCGGGAGUCGUCUCCAGAACAUCCACUGCCCCAUUAGAUCGGCUAAAGGUCUACCUCAUCGCCAAUAUCGGUCCAGCAAAAGAUUCAGUGAACGCGAUGAAGAAGGGUGAUGCAGUUGGUGUAGCAAAGACGGUCGGACGACCUCUCAUUGAUGCUACCAAAGAACUUUGGAAAGCUGGCGGGAUGAGAAGCUUGUUUGCAGGUAACGGCUUGAAUGUCAUUAAAGUCAUGCCCGAAUCAGCAAUCAAGUUUGGAUCCUACGAAUGCGCCAAGCGAGCAUUGGCACACAUGGAAGGUCAUAAUGACCCGCAAAACAUCAAUCCUUAUUCUAAGUUUGUCGCUGGAGGAGUAGGUGGGCUUAUAUCACAACUCUUUGUUUAUCCAAUAGAUACAUUGAAGUUUCGUAUGCAAUGUGAGACUGUUUCAGGCGGUCUACACGGCAACGCACUCAUCAUCGCGACUGCGAGAAAAAUGAUCAAACAAGGGGCUAUAAAAUCAUCAUACCGAGGUUUGACUAUGGGUCUUCUUGGGAUGUUUCCCUAUUCUGCCAUCGACUUGGGGACAUUCGAGUACCUGAAAGCACGUAUUGCCAGCCGUAAUGCUAAGAUCUUGGGAUGUCAUGAAGAAGACGCACUUCCGGGGUCUUUUGCUACGGGUUGUAUUGGAGCCUUCUCGGGAGCUUUUGGUGCCAGCAUAGUGUACCCAAUCAACCUUUUGCGAACGAGACUCCAAGCUCAAGGAACUGUUCUUCACCCUCCCACUUACACCGGCAUAAUUGAUGUCGCCCAAAAGACGGUAAAGAACGAAGGGUUCAAAGGACUCUUUAAGGGCAUUACGCCGAAUCUUUUGAAGGUCGUCCCCGCGGUCAGCAUCACCUACGUGGUCUACGAAAACGCUAAGAAGGCUCUUCAUCUGAGAUAGAGACUGCCUUGAAGACAGCAUCAUCAUAUUGCAUAGCGUGGAGUUAGGACACAGACGAAUUACUGGUAGUACUGCAUGAGGAAGUCUUCAGAUUCACGUCAAUGGUUUCAGGGCUACAUCGCAAAUACUUCAUUUGACGACAAUAUCUGCAAGACUUUAUGAGUGGCAUUGUAUACAUGUUGCAUCCUGAGCGAUAUUCCUGCUUGGGAGAAGCAUGAAAGAAAACUUCAGGCUGCAUAUUCCGGCGUUCGGUCUUAUUUCAGUAUUACUGGGUUGGCUAUUGGCGUUUAAGGAUACCCCAGACUUUUGACAGGUUGUGGUCAUAGGGAGUGCGUUUGAGUUUUGUGAGCCAUGCCAACAGCUAGAUCGCAUAAAGAACAGACACAUAAAUAGACAGACAUACAUCAGACA
Molecule: messenger RNA, 2451 nt
Organism: Cadophora gregata
Lineage: Eukaryota; Fungi; Ascomycota; Leotiomycetes; Helotiales; Ploettnerulaceae
Exons: 9
Coding region: 241-2040 (599 amino acids)
Biological process (GO): transmembrane transport
Molecular function (GO): calcium ion binding; ATP transmembrane transporter activity
Source: RefSeq, a predicted model, not a curated record